This is a messenger RNA of Anopheles maculipalpis, 3803 nucleotides long. RefSeq lists its product as uncharacterized. Gene Ontology annotation, biological process: extracellular matrix organization; cell adhesion. Gene Ontology annotation, cellular component: extracellular matrix. Gene Ontology annotation, molecular function: cell adhesion molecule binding. NCBI's taxonomy places the organism in Eukaryota, Metazoa, Arthropoda, Insecta, Diptera, Culicidae. Bases 27 to 3803 code for a protein of 1258 amino acids. The transcript has 7 exons. The record is from RefSeq and is a predicted model, not a curated record.
GCGACAACAACGAUAAGAUUGAUAGCAUGAAGCUUCCGGUUUUGCUGUUCGGCCUCGGGCUGAUAACAGGUGUGCUGUCGCAAGGAUUCGGACAGCAGCCUCCACCAUUCCGACCGAUUCCCAAAUCGUUCGCGGUUCCCCCGAAAGCUCAACGACGCCAACUGACGCAACAGCAGCAGACGCACAUUCUGAGCGACAUUCAGAAGCAUCAGCAUCGUUUCAAUCUGCAUCAGAACCAGCGUGCCCCGAACGUGUUUAUACAACCGUCGAUUCAAAUACCGGUGCCCCCUCAACCUCACGGAAGGCAACCGUUCAGUGGCCCCAGUAACACACAGCAACACUUUCAGCCGAACGCACACUUCCACCAUCACUCGAACAACUUACAUCCACCACCACCACCACCACCAUCGUCCAAUGCACCGACCAACAGCUUCCGCACACCGUCCAGCCGACCAGGACCAAACUUUGGAGCACAAGUAAACCGCUACUACUUCCAGCACCACACGCAAACAACAUUCAUACCCAAUUUUUUACAACUCUUACAGCAGGACACACGCCUACCGCCUCAGCAACGUUCCGUACAGAACCAACUACAGCAGGCCCAAUUCUUCAACGGACCACCACCACCACCACCACAACACACUAACGGCCCCAGUGGUCCCGUCGUACAGCCACUGAACGGUCAAUCGUCCUUCUUGAACAGUAUCGACACGCCAACCUUCGGUGCACCUCAAAGACCCAACACCCUCCAAGCUCCAUUCCUGCAGAGUCCCCCCUCCUUUACCGGCAAUGGGCAGGUUCGCUUCCCGAACCAGCCAAACCCAUCCAACGUACCAACUCAUGGCCAACAGCAGCAGUCUGUGCCGUUGUUCCCCAAUCAGCAGUUACCACUGCCGAAUUCUGCCCAAAACUUCAAGCUCUCCAGUCCGAACGUUGGACAAUCGGCGUUCUCCGCGCAAUCGACGUUCCACAGCCAAUCGGUCAACCCAGCGCUACAGUUCCCGCCACUUUCCCAGCCCAUUGGGCCCAACUUCCAGCAACCAUCACCCCAGUUCCAACAGCAACAGCAGCAACAACAGCUCCCGAGACUUCAGCCAAACAUCCCGUUCAUCCAGUCGGCUAACAAUUUCAACACCCAACCAGGAGUUGGAUUCCCACAAGCACAACCUCAAAUUCAAUCAUUCAAUGGACCACAGCAACCCGUUCAGAGCCAGUUCGGUGUUGGUCAGACGACAAACUUUAACGGACUUCAACCACAACAGCCGCUCAACUACCAACAGCAGCAGGAGUACGAACGGCGCCUCAAGGACGAAAGUGAACGUAUUCGCGAGCUGCAGGAAAAGCAGAAGGUGAUCCAAAAGCACGAACAGUUCCUGCAGAAACAAUACCAGAAGCAGCAGGUAAAGGUGCAGCAGCUUCACCAAGAAUUCCUGAAGAAACAGCAAAAGAUCCUCCAGCAGCAGCAGCAGUACGAUCAGGCGCAAAAAACCGUCGUUCCGUCACAGGUUCGUUCGCGUGAAGUCUUACCAUCGGAGCGGACAUUGUUCGAAAAGGCCGUCAAGAUGCAAACGAAACCGAUAGCCGAACCUACCACCGCAACCAGCCCGUCCGCCGCUGGCCAGCUAUCGGUGAUUCCGCUCAAGCCCAACAGUAAGAAGGAUUACAGCAGCAUAACGCAGUCCGAUCUGGAUGUGCUGCUUAGCUCGAACCGACAAAAUCUGUUCCAAACGAUCAAGAGCGAAACGGCUAAACCGGCCAAGGCGAAACCGACAAAGGUAAAAUCGACGAAAGCCUUAGGGCGGGAAGAUUUGUUGAAGCAGCUGAAGCUGGCGCUCGCCGAAACUUCACCCGAUCUUGGUGGUAAGAACUACAGCUCGACCGACCUGAUCCUUCCAAACGGUGAGAAAGUGCAGGUAAUCCGUACGACCGACCCAGAGAUCAUUAAGCGUGCCAACGCCAAUUCCGAGGGUGUCCUAACGCAGCAGCUCGAUUCGCCCACCACACCGAAGCCGCUCUCGUUCGAAGACAUUGCACGCAGUGGUUUGCUGCCCCCGGGGGCCGACUUUGAGCUGAUCAAGCAAACGGAAGAUGGACAGAUCCAGGAGGUGGGUAAGAUUCCACCACAGAAGAAGGUAACGUUCGUGUAUCUGGAGGAACAGGACGACGGUUCGUACAAAGUGCAGGGCGUGAAGGGAAGUGGAGACAAGGAAACGAAGACAUCCGGUGCCGAUGUGGACAGCAUCCUGAAGCGCAUCAAGAACGGUGAAAUUCAACUCCCUCCCCCAUCGUCAGCAGUGGCCAAGGGAUCGUCCAAACCGGACAUAGUGCUGGAUACACCCGUCACGACCACUACGCCGCGUCAUCAACCGAUCAAGAAAGCGAACUCGGUGACGAUCAUUCCACACAGCACACCGAUCGAGGAUCACGCUUCGACCGCUUACCUGUCCGGCAGUACCGUGCAGCAUACGGCCGCUCCUGCCACCAUCUACGCCUCUACGCCUGCCCCUGCCAGUCCGAGUGGUGUAACUGCCUUCUCACCGGGAGCUUACUCCGGCAGCACACUUCCACAGCUCGUCUCGGCCCGGCUCUCGACACCAGCUCCGGUGUCUGGCAACUUCCAGGCAGAUAGUACAGCACGGUUCUCCGAAGCGAACUCCGUGUACACACCGGCUGCCACAACGGCCAUACCUCCCGCGACACCCGCUCCCAGCAUCUAUCAGAGUACUAACACGGAGCAGUACUUCUCCGAUGCAACGGCCGCCGCCAUCGAGCAGCAACAGCAGACGGCCAGUACCUAUCAGCAUCAAACCAUUCACUCCUCGCAUCAGCCCACGGCAAACGACGUUGUCCCGACGGCUUCAGCAUCCGAACCCGUAACGCAACAGCAGCAGCAGCAGCAAGACAACAGCCAACUUGCAAAGGAAGACUCGCAACAGCAGCAGAACGAACUGCCAGCAAUUCUCAAGAAUAACGGACUAUUUGCCAUGGCCAAAUAUCUCCGUCAGUCUGGUCUCGAUACGAUUCUGAACGAAACGGGCCCGUACACGAUCUUUGUGCCGACCGACAAGGCGUUCCGCAGUCUGCUAGUGCAGCUUGGUGGACCCGAAAAGGCGGAAGAAAAGUUCCGCAACAAUCCACGGUUACUGAGCGGACUACUCUUGCAUCAUGUCAUUCCUGGAUCGUUCGAAAUUGCAUCCCUGCAGGACGAAAUGACUGGAGUGUCGCUCGCUGGAACUCAGCUUCGUGUGAACCAGUACAACAUGCACGACUCGGAAUGGAACGACGUUAAGGUCACAACAAUCAACGGCGCUAUGGUCGUUCCAGACAAGCAGGACAUCGUGAUUCCCCAGGGUAUUGCGCAUGCCGUCGAUCGCGUCAUGUUCCCGCUACCGGUUGGUGAUAUUCUUCAGACGCUUCAAUCGGACCGUGAGCGACGUUUUACUCACUUCCUGCGAGCUUUGUUUGCAUCGGGAAUGUCGGAUACUCUCCAAAAUAAAGGUAUCAAAACUUACACAGUAUUCGCACCGACCGAUGCCGCAUUUGCUCAUCUCACGUCCGAGGAGCUCACCAACCUAGUCACGGAAAAGGACCAGGCGGAAGAGCUCGUACGCAAGCAUGUUGUGCCGGGCACACUGUUCACUGCCGGUAUGCGUUUCUACCAGGUUAAGGAUGUUAUGGCGGAGGGUAAAACGGUAACGCUGCAGAAAACGGGCGGUAAAAUCAAGGUUAACGAUGGUUAUCUGCAGACGUCCAACAUCCCAACGACGAACGGCGUCAUACAUGCGAUCGAUUCGCUGCUGUAA